This is a messenger RNA of Manacus vitellinus (golden-collared manakin), 2211 nucleotides long. RefSeq names its product serine hydroxymethyltransferase 1 (gene SHMT1). Gene Ontology annotation, cellular component: nucleus; cytosol; cytoplasm. Gene Ontology annotation, molecular function: glycine hydroxymethyltransferase activity; pyridoxal phosphate binding; zinc ion binding. The transcript is spliced from 12 exons. Gene Ontology annotation, biological process: protein homotetramerization; folic acid metabolic process; L-serine catabolic process. The coding region runs from base 74 to 1522 and encodes 482 amino acids. Lineage: Eukaryota; Metazoa; Chordata; Aves; Passeriformes; Pipridae. The record is from RefSeq and is a predicted model, not a curated record.
AUCGGGAUCGGGACUGGGUUCGGGAUAGGAACCGGGAUCGGUGCGACGGCGGUGAUUCAGCCCCAGCAGGAACAUGGCAAACUCAACACAGGGCCUCCCCACCGCUGAGCUCUGGGCCUCCCAUAACAAGAUGGUGAUGGAGCCACUUGACACCAAUGACCCGGAGGUGCACAGCAUCAUCAAGAAGGAGAAGCAGCGGCAGAGGCUGGGGCUGGAGUUGAUUGCGUCAGAGAACUUUGCGAGCCGAGCGGUCCUGGAGGCCCUGGGAUCCUGCAUGAACAACAAAUACUCCGAGGGUUACCCGGGACAGAGGUACUACGGUGGGACGGAGUUCGUGGAUGAGCUGGAAAGUCUGUGCCAGAAGCGAGCCCUGGAGGCCUACCGGCUCGACCCCCAGAAGUGGGGUGUCAAUGUCCAGCCCUACUCAGGGUCACCCGCAAACUUUGCGGUGUACACGGCCCUGGUGGAGCCCCACGGCAGGAUCAUGGGGCUGGACCUGCCCGACGGAGGCCACCUCACCCAUGGGUUCAUGACAGACAAGAAGAAGAUCUCUGCCACCUCUGUCUUCUUUGAGUCCAUGCCCUACAAGGUCAACCCCAAGACUGGUUACAUUGACUACGACGAGCUGGAGAAGAACGCCCGGCUCUUCCACCCCAAGCUGAUCAUAGCAGGUGUCAGCUGCUACUCCCGAAACCUGGACUACGCCCGCAUGCGGAAGAUUGCAGAUGCCAACGGCGCCUACCUGAUGGCCGACAUGGCCCACAUCAGCGGGCUGGUGGCCGCCGGCGUGGUGCCCUCGCCCUUCGACCACUGCGACGUCGUCUCCACCACCACCCACAAGACCCUGCGGGGCUGCAGGGCCGGCAUGAUCUUCUACCGCAAAGGCACCCGCAGCGUGGACCCCAAGACAGGCAAGGAGACACUCUACAACCUGGAGAGCCUCAUCAACCAGGCGGUCUUCCCGGGGCUGCAGGGAGGCCCACACAACCACGCCAUUGCAGGGAUCGCCGUGGCGCUGCGCCAGGCCAUGACCCCCGAGUUCAAGGCUUACCAGCAGCAGGUGGUGGCCAAUUGCAAGGCCCUCUCGUCGGCGCUGAUGGAGAUGGGCUACGACAUUGUCACAGGGGGCUCUGACAACCACCUGAUCCUCCUGGACCUGCGCAACAGAGGCACAGACGGCGGCCGGGCCGAGCGGGUGCUGGAGAUCUGCUCCAUCGCCUGCAACAAGAACACCUGCCCCGGUGAUGUCAGUGCCCUGCGCCCCAGCGGGCUGCGGUUCGGGACACCCGCUCUCACCUCCCGCGGCUUCCGGCAGGACGAUUUCCGCAAGGUGGCUCAGUACAUCCACAGAGGGAUCGAGCUGACGCUGCGCGUGCAGAAGGACAUGAGCCCCAAGGCCACACUGAAGGAAUUCAAGGAGAAACUGGAGGAGGACAAAUACCGUGUGGAGCUGAAGGCACUGAAGGAAGAGGUGGAAGCCUUUGCAGCCACCUUCCCACUCCCAGGGCUGCCUGUCCUGUAAGGGGAGACACCUGUGCUCUGCUCCCGGAACCUCGGGAGGACCCGGGAUCACGGCACACUCACACCUCAACACCCCAGUGCCUUCUCCCAGCACCUCCCUGCUGGAACUGCAGCAGCAGCUCAUCCUUUGCCUCUUACUUCCCCCUCCCUCCCGUCUGGGGCACAGGGACCCCCUGAGCACAGCCCCUGUAGGGACAUCAGCCCUUCACCACUCAGUGUCACCACUGGGACCGAGCACCAGGUCACCCUCACCUCACAGCCAGGUGCCACCCAGCUCCCACUGCCUGUGGGAGCAGCACAUGAGGCCAGUCUGUCCACAUUCCCUGGACACACUGCCCACAGCAGCCGGAGGGAUGGAGGGUCCAGCUGCACAAGAGAACUCACAGCCACUAAAAGCCCCCCUGGUUUCAGCCUCAAGGAUUCCCCUUCAUCCUAUGUGCCUUCCCACCUCUUCUGCAGGCUCUGACAAGGCCAGGCCUUGUCCCUAACAUCCCUCCUGGGACUACCCUCCCAUCCUAGCCAGAGCCUCUGGUAUUUUUCUCAGGCCUCUGAGCACAAAGCUUAGGUUGAACCAUUUUUUAAUAAGCACGGUAAAAUUAAGAAUUUAACCACAAUGUAUGACAAGAAUUAUAAGCUUUAAAAAAUACGACCGAUUUUUUUUUUUUUUUUUGUAUUUCAAAAAUAUCUGAA